GUCCUGUCGGCAGCACUAUCUUUCGCUCGUUGACGGCGCAACUUAGCAUCUGCGCCAGGCUAUGCCGUUUCGCUAUUCAUCGGCGUAGUUUUACCCGACGUACAUACGCCAUCCGCUCGUUUCAACAGUCCUCUACGACCGCUGACGCGUCGCCUGGUUUGACGACCUCGACACGAACAAAAAGUCAAGCUUCGAGACUCAAACGACGCAUAUGCAGCACCAUCGGUGAUGCGUACAUGUCGUGGUGAUGACUGCAUUGCAAGCUAUGCAACAACGUUAAGGACCACCGGUACUCAUCAUCCGUUGAGUAAGAAGCUCCAGAAAGCGACUGCCUUUUCGGGACACAGUGACCAAGCCGGUCCUUCCGAACGCAACCUGAGUCGGAGGAUGUCUACCUUGCAAAGUACCGAUGACAAACCAGCAAACCGAUGAAUGAGAGUCACGGUGUACCAGGACGUGAUCCAACUUCAUGGAGGUAUAUAGGCCAGGCCGCGUCUCUCGGCGUCGGGUCAGUUCGAUAGCAUCUAGUGCGUAUGGCUACUGGCUUUGUCUACGAAGAUCCCGACAGAGACGACCGCCGACAAAAACGUCCGCGUCUAGUUCUCGCUUGUGACAACUGCCGUCGCAAGAAAAGUAGAUGUGUUCAACCCGUGGCGGACGCGCCGUGUACCUCUUGUACCGCGUCCAACACACCGUGCACGUUCACGGACAGGGAGAGGUACUACGUCGAACGCAUGCGUAGCCUCAGGUGUCCUUCGCGACCGAGCGGAUCUAGACGCUCCAGUCCUCGUGAUGCAGGAUCCCCACCAAGGUCGAGCACACCCUCCGCAGAACAAGAGCUAGUCAGCAGCUCGCAGGCCCUUGAUCCCGCGCUCGCCGAUACUCAGCCUAGCACCCAACGUCCUCCUGGCUGCGUCCUGCUUUUCGACCCCGAUUUGCGCGGGCAAGAUCAUCCGCGCCCUCAUCCAUCCGUAAUGCCCGCUUUGAUAGACUCCUUCUUUGUACACAUGGGCACCGAUUACUCUUUCCUGGGCUACGAGAAUGUGGUACAACAGUAUGGGGCUGGGACGCUUUCGGACCUGAUCGCGAACUGCAUUGCCGCAUUGGCUAUACCAUUCAACGCCGUACCUGCGUUCUCUGGCCAGGACCUGUACGUUAUCGCGGAGACGUACGCGUACAAUGCGAAUAUGAUUCUCAUGAGAAGGCUUGAGACCUCAGAGCCCUCUGUCGAGCUGGUGAACGCGCUGAUACUCUUGGCAUGGAUAGAGUACAAGAGCGGCCGACUGGCAGAAUUCGCUUCGUACGCUCAGUUUGCAACAGAAAUGUCUCAGGUACUGCGGUUGUCAGAACAAGAUCGUCUUCUUGACGUAGCGCAGAACGAACAGGAGCUUACGCGUCUGCAAGCGACCUCGACGAGCGUCGUGCAGCUCAGAGACAUGGCCGCUUCGCUCCAGCCGUGACUAUCGACGGGAAGCCUGCCAGGCUGAUGAAUACUACCCAUUCGGAACAUGCGCAAACUGACGGGGAUAUUUGUCUAUAGCGCCCAGCAUCCCAUUCCCGUUGUUCUGUCGAACG
This is a messenger RNA of Punctularia strigosozonata HHB-11173 SS5, 1575 nucleotides long. RefSeq lists its product as uncharacterized. The record is from RefSeq and is a predicted model, not a curated record. Bases 534 to 1460 code for a protein of 308 amino acids. The transcript is spliced from 9 exons. Gene Ontology annotation, molecular function: zinc ion binding; DNA-binding transcription factor activity, RNA polymerase II-specific. Gene Ontology annotation, biological process: regulation of DNA-templated transcription. Gene Ontology annotation, cellular component: nucleus. Lineage: Eukaryota; Fungi; Basidiomycota; Agaricomycetes; Corticiales; Punctulariaceae.